CCACGAAUACUUUACAGAUGGUGCUUCACAAAUGUGGACAAGCCUCCAAAUAGCGGGAAAUCAAAGCUGCAAUGCGUGUAGGCCUAGACACACUUGGCCUCGCUGUUGCCAAGACAAGGCACACAUGCAAUCUGAAGCUUGCGGCCUCCAAAGGCUACCCAAAAGCACUAAACUAAAGCUCCACAUGAGCGGCCAAUUGUCAGUGCGCCAGGUCCAGCACUUCAUCUUCGACCCAAAUCAAGUCAUGCACAACUGGAUAUACUUACCCCUUUAAUGGAGCUUCUCUUGAUGCGAGUCUAAAAGUUUGGGCAAAGUCAACCCUAUCUGAGGGUGCAUGCAAACAUCGGCUGUGACGCGACACAGAACAAGUCCCGGAAUAUCUCAGUCAUCAGGAAAGCUUGCAUGCACAUUCAUGCAUCACUUCAUGAUGAGAGAACCUUCUCGACACUCACUUUCACAACAAUAGCAUGCAAGACACUGAAACUGACAUCCAGCAAUCUCCAUGCCCCAAGCCUUGCACUGCGCCGAGCAGCUGAUAGGC
Coccomyxa subellipsoidea C-169 is the source of this 541-nucleotide messenger RNA. RefSeq lists its product as hypothetical. The transcript has a single exon. Lineage: Eukaryota; Viridiplantae; Chlorophyta; Trebouxiophyceae; Coccomyxaceae. The record is from RefSeq and is a predicted model, not a curated record. The coding region runs from base 32 to 274 and encodes 80 amino acids.